UUGCAAGCGUGCGUGUCGCUCCGUACAGACCACAACGCUGGGAGACGGUGUUUUAGCGCCAGAUUCAUGGCUGCCACCGGCCACGCCACUCGAAACGCGAGAGUUGCAACUCACAAGGCAGAAUCUUGUUUUGUCUACUGUAUUGUUCUGACAGGAACGGGAAUUGUCGUCUCGCCUCGAUUCCCUCUCAGCCCCUUGACAAGAUUCGAUGCUUGGCUUCCCAACACACCGUUGCAUCCAUCUCACAGCCAAUGAAGAACGUCCGGUCUUCGGCAACUUCAGCCUGAGCCAGCCAGAUCGAUGGGAGCGCUUCUGGUUUGGGUUCACUCGACGAUGUGGGCAUGCUC
Parathielavia appendiculata is the source of this 347-nucleotide messenger RNA. RefSeq lists its product as uncharacterized. The transcript is spliced from 2 exons. NCBI's taxonomy places the organism in Eukaryota, Fungi, Ascomycota, Sordariomycetes, Sordariales, Chaetomiaceae. The record is from RefSeq and is a predicted model, not a curated record. Bases 67 to 255 code for a protein of 62 amino acids.